UGUACAAGUAACCAAAUACAACACGAUAGAGGAGUACGGAUUUAUCAGUGCAACAUCGUCCAACGUCCAGUUGAUAGUCGGUAGUUGUGACAUUGGAUGUUGGCACAUCCGAGAAUAUUAUCAGAGCACCAUGGAGUCCGCAAACCAGCGCGGGGCCCGUCCCCAACAGAAGAAGUACGUUGUAGGCGGCGCCAGGGGCCUCGGAGGGGCCCAGAUUUUGUUCGCCAGUUUGUUGCUGACCUUCGGAAUCAUCGGAAUCGUCGUGCAAACAGACGUGUACUUUGCUGGGACGCCAGUCUGGACUGGACUAAUGUACCUGGUGACAGGCAUUCUGGGAGUCGUAUCAAGCCACAGGAACACCAAAUGCCUGAUCAUCGGAUUUCUUGUGAUGUCCUGUUUGAGUUUGAUUCUGACAUUUUGUGGGAUCGCAUCGGCUUCCAUCGCCAUUGCAGGCGAGCACUGGAACACCUGGUCAGGUCCUGUAGGGUGUUAUUAUGACUGGAACAACAGCGAGAAUGAGUGCACUAACUUGGAUAUCGCCCGUUUCACCAUCGACGCUGCGAACUUGCUGUUUGCGCUGGUUGAGCUGGGUCUGUCCAUCACCACCAUAGCCGUCUGCUCGUACACGCUGUGCAAGGGGUGCUGUGGGGAGGGGGGCAGCUGCUGUGGGGAGGGGGGCAACUGCUGUAGGAAUGGUAACACUGGAAACGCCUACCAGAACAUGUACCAGGUUGGACAGGGAGGACGACUGGUCCCGGUGCAGGGCUUUGCAAACAUCAACUAUGCUCCAGGGCACUCUGCGCAUGCUCCGUCCUACGUCAUCAGUAGCACCAUACCUCCUCAACACGGAGAUGCGCAGCAAGGAAUGGCUGCAGCUGCGAAUUACCAGGAUGUGACUCAGGCGCAUGCGCAACAACAACAUGAGCAACAGACGAACGAGCCUCCACAGCAGCAGGGUGACGCGCAUGCGCAACCUGGUUACGUCAGCCCUCCACCGGGGUACAACCAGGCUUAGGUCAUUCAUCUCCAAGCAGAUGUAGGGUGCACAUGCACCUUAUUUUAGCUCCGAAAUCAUAAAUCCCGUUAUGAAUUCAUCAUCUGAUGAAGAACAAGCCUGCGCUUACACCGGGGCCAUAUUUGUUUACUGUUCAACAUACUUGUGACCGCAUGGCUAGCAUAAACACAUGCAUAUGUUGGUAUAAAAGACAGAAAGAAAGACAAUUACAAGGAAGAACGAUUAAAUGUAAACAAGAAUACAGAUUUAUGUACAAUUUGUUAUAUACUGUAUGUAAUAAUCGUCUGCUAAUCGUCAAGUAUUUGAUAUAUAUAAUAAGUAACGUGAUAAAUGAUGUAUACGUGCAAGCCUAUAAGAGAAUGUGGAAGAAUGGUUUCUAGUACAAUGUGUGUGCAAACAAAUGAUGAAUUUUCUACGUUUCCGUCACAAACAAAUAAAAAUUGCAUUGCAUUUUCUGACAAUA
Branchiostoma floridae (Florida lancelet) is the source of this 1478-nucleotide messenger RNA. RefSeq lists its product as uncharacterized. The transcript is spliced from 7 exons. Gene Ontology annotation, cellular component: membrane. NCBI's taxonomy places the organism in Eukaryota, Metazoa, Chordata, Leptocardii, Amphioxiformes, Branchiostomatidae. The coding region runs from base 131 to 1015 and encodes 294 amino acids. The record is from RefSeq and is a predicted model, not a curated record.